Molecule: messenger RNA, 3820 nt
Organism: Corvus hawaiiensis (hawaiian crow)
Lineage: Eukaryota; Metazoa; Chordata; Aves; Passeriformes; Corvidae
Product: interleukin-20-like
Exons: 9
Coding region: 2560-3135 (191 amino acids)
Source: RefSeq, a predicted model, not a curated record
GAGAAGGAACUCGCGAGGGAAUGCGAUUCUUACCUUGAAUUCCUCCAGCAGGUCGGAGCUGAGCAGUUGGAUGCUGAGGUCGUCAUCUUUUGAUUGCUGGGGGAGGAUGGAGUUAAAAAUGAGUUUUUCAGGCAGGCAGUCAAUUCUUUCAAUUUGCCCUAACAAAUGAUCCUUCCCCUGUCUUCAUUUAGGGUCUCCCUGCAGCAAAGGCAGAGGGCACCCAGCGCAGGAGCGUGCAGAGCACCGUGACACCAGGCACAGGAGUCACCAAUUCUCUGGUCCUCAUCCUUGCAGCACAAGGACUGUCAGCUGGCGGAGCGUGAUGUUGGACAUUUCACAUGUGGGAACCUGGUGGGACUCACAGCGUGACUCACAUCGACCUCAACAGCUGUUGACAGGAAUUUUAUGAUGCUCACAGCACUGUCCUUAGAGAAACCAAUGGGACCGUGGCACUGGAGUCUCAGCAGUGGGGACUGUGUGCUCCAAGUGAGGUUUACUCAGGGAGGGAACAGGUAAUCCAGCCUCCUUCUCCUGACAGAUAUCUGCUUAUGGAGACCCAAAGAAACUCAUGGAAUCAUGGAGUGGUUUGAGUUGGAAUGGACUGCAAAGGUCCUUUGUUUCCAACCCCCUGCCAUGGGGGCUGAAAUUGAGUUCUGAAAGCAGUGGAGUUCAACCACUGAAAAGCAAUUCCUGAAAUCCUGCUGCUCCCCAUGGGAACUGGGGUGUCAACUCCACUCCUGCUCAGCACUGCUCUCCUUGAGCCUCUUCACCAAUUUCCCUGGGAUUUAUCUUUCUGUGGAAGUCUGAGGAAGAUUUACUUCAUUAACAGCAUCAGGCAUUUGUGUCUGUGUUUUGUUUUUGCUCUCCCCGUCGCUUUUGAGGACUGUAACUGAGAAGUGGAAGAUGAAGUUGAAUGGUGGAAAACCCCUCACUGAAAAUGGUGUUUAAAAAUAAGAAGAUUAAAAAAAAAAAAGAAGAAGAAGAAACAAUGAUCUGAAGCAAACUUCCUCUGCUGUCGGGAAAGGAGGGAUGGGCCCUUCAUCCCCGCGCCUCGGGAGUGUCCGGCAGCGUCUGCGGAAAAGAUAAAGUCAAAUGAAGACUCAAAAUCCUCGCAGUGCCCCUGGUUUAUAUUGAUGGCUGAAAGGGGCUGUGCAGUGAGGAAGUGCUUGGCAUUUUCCAGAGCCUUCAGUGCUCCCCGAGGUCAGGGGACAGAGGGCCGCGCUGGUGCUCCCCAUCAGGCAGAGCUAUCCAGGAUAACUGGGUGACAGCUUUGGACUGUGAAUAAUGAUCACCUAAAUCACCUGUGACCCUGGAAACAGCUUCUCCUGCCAGCAGGGUGGGACUGUGUCCUCCAAAAUCCCUGACCUUGUGUUUCUUUGCGUCUCCGACACCGGGGACACGGGAUGGAGAAGUGUCCAGCCAUUGAGGAGACUGGGACCAGGAUUCCCUGAACCUGGGGGAAAGAUUUCUUGGAUUUGGGACCAGGAUUCCCUGAAAGUGGCAGGGGAAGGCCGCUUGUGCCAGGACAUUGAUGGAGGAAAGCCCUGGACUUGGUUUCACCACUUCUACCAGGUCCAUUACCAGAGGCCCUGGGGUGCUGGGACCGCCGGCACCCUGUGGGGUGAUGCCUCUGAGCUCCCCCCAUCCCAACACCUCUGUGGUGAGCUGGGAACAGCCCCUCUCCACGGGGAUUGUCAGCAUUGCUCCACGCUGGGGACUUUUGGGGAUGUGACCCCCAGGAUUGUCCCUCCUUUGGUCACAUCCCUCUUCCCAAAAGAAAACCCACGCAGUGAUGCCAAGAGUUCCCGCCUCCGUAGGUGAGGGAAACACCUGUGGGAGAGGGAGCUGGUCCCUUGCACGAGCUCAUUAAUUCAGCAAAUUACAAAGGGAAAUACAUGCCAGGAAAAGCAAGAAAAAUCCCAAAAGUUAAUCCAAGAGUUAUUUCCUCCUGGUACCGGGAUAAAAACGGGUCCUUUGGAGCCCUCCAGGUCAGACAGCGGUGAGAGAGGCGAACCCACACCGAAGAACAAGGUAAGAUCCUGAAUUUAUCCCUUUGCUCUUUGUCCUUCUGGGUAUUUCCUUGCAUUCCUAUAAUGUAAUAUUCCUAUAAUUUCUCUGAAGUAUUUUUUUUCAUUAAUAACCUUAAUUUUCAAUGCUAACAAAACUUGUGUUUGACUUCUGCUAUUCCAGAGGGAAAACACUUUAUUUUGGGAUCAGACUUUGGGGUCUGCUCCUUUCAGCACCUCCUGCUGCUUCUGUGUCAGUAGACUUCUAAAAAUUGAAUUUCACUGUAUUUAUUUUUCUGAAAACGUUUUUUCAGAAGACCUCUGUUUAUUUAGAUGCAUUUUCAACUGAUGUUUUAUUUAAUUUUCCUCUGCUUUUUGAGCUCUUCUGUUCAAUAUUUGACUUCAUUUGAUUUUUUUUCUCUUGCUCAGGGGGAGCAAAAAAGAAAUGGGUAAGAGACCCUAAUGAGCAUGGGGUUUUUAAUACAGAUGUACAAGUUUUACAUAAAAUGUGUCUAUUUUCAUAUGGAUCACAGUUGUGUUAUUUGGGAAAAUAAUGAGGAAUAUUCUCUUCCUUGGGCCGGUCUCCCAGGCAGCUGACAUGAGAGGAUCCCCCUUGUUCCUCUGCCUCUUCUCCAUGUCCUGCUGGGUGAAUCUGAUGCCGACAGCUGGGGACAAAAUCUUCCACUUCGGAGCCUGCAGGGUUUCCAUGAGCAUGACAGAGAUCAGGGCUGGCUUCACAGCAAUUAAAGCCAAUAUUCAAUCCAGAGACCCCAUCCGGACCCUGAGCAUCCUGUCCCACCCACAGUCCCUACACAAGGUUAAGUCUUCAGACAGAUGCUGCAUCACUCAUCACCUCUUCACCUUCUACGUGGACAAAGUUUUCAAGCACUGCAGGACCGAGGACUUGUUUGUGAACAGGAAAAUCAGCAGCAUCGCCAACUCCUUCCUCAGCGCGAGGAGGAAGCUCGAGCAGUGUCAUGAGCAGAAUAAUUGCGUGUGUGGGGAGGAAUCCACAGAGAAAUUCAAGCAAAUACUUGCAAACUACGAAGGGCUGAAUGUCACAUCUGCAGCCAUGAAGUCCCUGGGGGAGCUGGACAUCCUCCUGGACUGGAUGGAGAAAUCUCGUUAGUGGGCGGCGUUAACGACCCACAGCCGGGGCUGAGGAGCUGCAGGGGCUUUGCACACAGCAGAGAUGAGAGGGACAGUAAAUCACUGGAUCAGCACAGCCCCUCAGCAAUUCCAGCUGCAUCCAGGCUAACAUGGAGAGCUUUGCCAGCCAGGGACAGUGGCAGAGUCUUCAUUAAGACGGAAAUAACGAGUUUGAUUAAAUCAGCAUCGCCCUCGCUGACUGCUACCAAAGGAUGCUCCAAGGGAAAACCUAGCAGGGUUUCUCUUGCUGGCAGACAUAAGCUGUGAUCAUGCCCUAAAAUUAUUGUUUAAAUUAUAGAUUUUUUUUGUCUAGGGAAUGUGGGGAAUGAGCGCUGAGUGCUGGCUGGGAGGACUCUGGUGCAGCUGAUGUUGCAUAAACCUCAGUCUCAGGGCUGCUGCCACUGAUGGAUCUGGCUGAAAUGAGGAGCACAGUGUGAGAAAUGGUUCCAAGAAUAGGUCCCAGCAGGUAUGUCAGGCCUCAGAAAUCCGUGUUUCCUUUUGAGGUGAUAUUUUCUGCCUUAUCAGUAAAGAAACUUCUGUGCAAGAUACGGAGUUGCUGAAUAGAAAAAGGUUCUUGAGUGUAUUGUGCAAUUUACUGACAGCCAGUAGUGAGUCUUGUGGAAAUCGGUUGCCAUGACUGUAAAUAAACCCCACUUGAAACUGUG